This is a messenger RNA of Myotis lucifugus (little brown bat), 1817 nucleotides long. RefSeq names its product retinal-specific ATP-binding cassette transporter-like. NCBI's taxonomy places the organism in Eukaryota, Metazoa, Chordata, Mammalia, Chiroptera, Vespertilionidae. The record is from RefSeq and is a predicted model, not a curated record. Bases 1140 to 1457 code for a protein of 105 amino acids. The transcript is spliced from 5 exons. Gene Ontology annotation, cellular component: membrane; intracellular membrane-bounded organelle. Gene Ontology annotation, biological process: lipid transport; transmembrane transport. Gene Ontology annotation, molecular function: ATPase-coupled intramembrane lipid carrier activity; ABC-type transporter activity.
GGGGCAUCCUGAUGAGUCCUCAGAACGGGAGUGGGAGAGACACUGUGAGGGUGAGAUCUGCUGGGAAGACGCAGGACGUGGAGAGUGCCCACUGAGGACGGAGGAGAAAAGCCACAGUCAUGGGACAUGGAUCAGAGAGCAUCCUGGGUGAAAUUAAGGAAGAGCAGGAUUCUAGAAACCACCCCGAGCUGAUGUUGGAGGAGAAACUGGUGGACGUCCUUUAAAGCAUGUACUUUGCACUCAGGCCUCAAAGUUCCUCGCCUGUGAGGUUUCAAGUUCUGUGCGGUGCCUCCCGUAUUUAUCGUUCUGUCAGAGUUCACUGUGUUACGUAAAAUGUACUCAGAAUAAGUGUGAGCUCUGGGAGACACAGAGGACAUGCGCACAAGCUGAUUUUGAUGGUAUUUAUGCAAACCCACCAGAAUAUACCCAAGUGCAAGUUUAUAUCCUCCAGCUGUUUCCCAGGUUGGGAGGGAAGGAAGAAGAAUGUGGGAGGAGCCAGGUGGAGUGAAUCAGGAUAGAUAAGUCAGGUCCAAACACAACAAAAGCAACAGCACUUGUCCAGACUGCUCAGGGCAGGGCAUGAGGCUCUGCUCCAUGGAGCUCCCUGCACCUGGGCGAGCAACCCAAGGGGGCCUGUUCCUGCCACAGCUGGAGCCAGAGUCUCGGCUUAAUAACUAGUGUGCUGGGCAGGCACUACUCACAGGGCCAUAUUUACUUUAUGGGCUGUGAGGCAGGCAGGGCGGCCCCUCCAGGGACCAGGGGAGGGGGACAGCGGCUCAGGAGAGUGUGAGGAGCUGCUGGCUGCUGCCCCAAGGCCAGGUGGGCUGUGCAGUAGCCGUCUGUCCAGCAGCUCCCCAGUAACUGGAUGAGGACCUGACGCCCCAGGGUGCAGCUCAGGGGAGCUGGGUAGGUGCCUACAGUGGAUGAUGAUGGUUCCUAACUGACCUUUUCCUCUUUUCUCCUUUUUAGUGUCAAAUGGGAUGAGCACUUACAAUUAUUUGAAUCGAAGCCGCAGACAUAGCUCAGAUGCCUCAUCAAGGAACAAAAUUCCAUCAUUUCGUAAACAAAUCUUGCCAGAGUAACCAGGUCACAACCCGGGUUCAUCUGCACGGAGGUUCGGAGAUGGCUACAUCGUCACAAUGAAGAUCAAAUCUCCAAAGGACGACUUGCUUCCCGACCUGAACCCCGUGGAGCAGUUCUUCCAGGGGAACUUCCCGGGCAGCGUGCAGAGGGAGAGGCACCACAACAUGCUCCAGUUCCAGGUCCCCUCCUCCUCCCUGGCCAGGAUCUUCCGGCUGCUCAUCUCCCACAAGGACAGCCUGCUCAUCGAGGAGUACUCGGUCACACAGACCACGCUGGACCAGGUAUUUGUGAACUUUGCUAAGCAGCACACUGAAACUCAUGACCCCCCUUUGCACCCCCGAGCUGCUGGAGCCAGCGGACAAGCCAAGGUCUGACCUCCUCCCACACGGCCAUUCUCUGCAGCAGGACAGGAGCUCUGGGCAGCGGGAAGGGCAGGAGCCUCUGCCACGUGGCCGUCCGAGCCGACCAGCCAGCAUCAGUAAGGCCUCAGCAGCAGAAACGAACACGUGGGCAUACACAGAUCCCCAAAGGGCUUCUCAGAAGGAAGCCAAACCGGGACACCUGAUGCUGAAAGUGACCCUUGUCACCAGACCACAGAGGUAGAAGCCCACUGCAUCCUGCUAGUAGCUUUGAGCUCGACAUCACUCUCACAUCAAGUGGAUCUGCUUUUCUGUAUGUGUAUGUACGUCUGUUUUAUUUUUAAGGAGAAAAUAAAUGCAAACAUAUUUAUCAUA